Molecule: messenger RNA, 2600 nt
Organism: Syzygium oleosum
Lineage: Eukaryota; Viridiplantae; Streptophyta; Magnoliopsida; Myrtales; Myrtaceae
Product: LEAF RUST 10 DISEASE-RESISTANCE LOCUS RECEPTOR-LIKE PROTEIN KINASE-like 1.2
Exons: 4
Coding region: 182-2203 (673 amino acids)
Biological process (GO): protein phosphorylation
Molecular function (GO): polysaccharide binding; protein kinase activity; ATP binding
Source: RefSeq, a predicted model, not a curated record
AGAAGGAAUUACCAAUAACAAGGGUUUUCUUUUCACUUUCACGUGAGGAAUCAAACAACUUCUUCUCCUCCUUCUUUUUCUUCUUCUUCUUCAUGCCGUUCCAUUCCAUUCUAGAGCAUUGAUAUCCAAAAAGAAAAGAAACUUCGUAUGCUUCAGACUAAAACCAUAUCGAAAUCCAGAUAUGGGUCUACGCCGCAUUUACACACGAGGCUUAGUUUGCACAGCGUUCUGCAUCUUUUUCAUUGCCAUCUUAGAAGAUCCUGUUGAGUCGUCGUUGGAUGAAGUGUCAUAUGAAGUGUGCAAAACCCACAGUUGUAAAGGCAACUGUCUGAACAUAAGCUAUCCCUUUUAUAUUCCUGGAGAAGGACGUGAAUUAUGCGGUUACCGUGGAUUUGAGAUCACUUGUGAAGGAACAAAAGCUACGUAUGCUACCUACACAGUUAAAAGCAUCUCUUACGAGGAGAGUUCCAUCGAAUUAGUAAGGCAAAGGGAUACUUCUUGCUUUGCUCCUCGUCCCUUCAUUUUCGUUCCCAUAAACAUCUUCCUAAACAACAGUUUUUCUCUUCAUCCUAAACUCUUGUUCUUCUAUAACUGCACCAACCCUUCUUCUUUUCCCUUCCCAACAUCCCCCGUGAGUUGUACAUCUAACGCCACAUACAACAUCUCUGUUGCAUUAAAACCUCCAAAUAGCACCUUCUAUCGCCAAAAUAAUUCCUGCCUGUCAGUGUCAGCGGUACCAGUACAACUGAAGGAAGGGUUCUCUAAUCAAACUAUCAAAGAUGUCAACUACAAGGAGUUGUUGGGGAAUGGCUUCCAGUUAAAAUGGGAUAUAUUAACUAACAAGAUUUGUACUGGUUGUCGAGAAAGUGGAGGCCGAUGUGGACGAUCACGAGACACAGACUUUCUGUGCUAUUGCCCACAUGGAACCAAUAAUCCCAGGGACUGCAACAGUGGCGGCGGAAAUAGACGUUUGUGGUGGAAGAUAGGACCAGGUAUUGGAAUCGGAAGCUUGGCCAUUGUCCUGUUCUCUUAUAUGAUCCACUUAAAAAGGAAGAAUGCUUCUUUGAAGUUCCACUUGAGAAAUAGCACCCCAUAUCCUCAUUCGCAUUCAGACAUGGAAGAGAGCAGUGUCUACUUUGAAGUCCCCAUUUUCACCAGUGCUGAACUUGAAGAAGCCACAAAUAACUUCUCUGCUUCCAAUGAACUUGGAGAUGGAGGUUUUGGAACUGUUUACUACGGAAAACUUCGAGAUGGACGGGAAGUAGCAGUGAAGCGCCUAUACGAGCACAGCUACCGGAGGGUAAAGCAGUUCAUGAAUGAGGUAGAGAUCCUAACCCGUUUGCAACACAAAAACCUUGUGUCUCUGUACGGUUGCACUUCUCGCCACAGCCGUGAGCUUCUACUUGUCUAUGAGUACAUCUCCAAUGGAACUGUUGCUGAUCAUAUCCAUGGCCAGCGAGCAAACUCUUCUACUACAUUGCCUUGGAAAAUCCGUAUGGACAUAGCCAUAGAGACUGCUACUGCGUUGGCUUACCUCCAUGCUUCUGACAUUGUCCACCGUGAUGUGAAAACAAAUAACCUCCUCCUCGACAAGAAUUUUGGGGUUAAAGUUGCAGAUUUUGGGCUUUCGAGGCUUUUCCCCGAUGAUGUCUCUCAUAUCUCAACAGCUCCUCAAGGGACUCCAGGUUAUGUGGACCCCGAGUACCAUCAGUGCUACCCGCUCACGGAGAAGAGUGACAUCUAUAGCUUCGGAGUUGUUCUGGUCGAGCUUGUAUCAUCCAAGCCAGCUGUCGACAAAAGCAGAGAAAGGCACGAGAUUAAUUUGGCCAACUUUGCUAUUAAUAAGAUUCAGAAAUGCGCGUUUGGCGAAUUGAUCGACCCAAAUCUAGGAUUUGAGUCAGAUAGCGAAAUCAAUAGGAUGACAACUUCAGUGGCCGAGUUAGCUUUCCUGUGCUUGCAACUGGACAAGGAAAUGAGGCCUCCCAUGGAUGAGGUUUUGGAGGAACUGAAGGCGAUCGCGUGCGAUGAUAAUGCUGCGGACAUAUUUGUUGAUGCGGAUAAGGGUGAAGGUGUCCUUGCUCCAUCUCCUCCGGAUUAUGAUGAUUCCCAGCUACUGAAGUAUAUGCGGUCGACCCAUUCUCCAGUUUCUGUGACUCAAAAAUGGGGUAGCAGCGGCAGUUCUGCUCCUGGUGUUGAUGGUUAGAUUAUCCAUGUAGCCGUUUGUCACAUACUGUACAUACGUGAAUGCAAGUGAGCAGUCAUAUAUGUUGAGACGUUACUGAUUUAAGCGCUGGGUCGAAAUCUGAAGGUAUGGACUUGGUAAUAUAGCACUUUUGUCAAUCUAGCUUACACAUGAUAUUGAACCAUAUAGAGGUUAUUUAGUUUAACUGUUGUUUGGUACUACAUUAGAAGUAUCCAACACGACACAUGGAUAUAUCGGUUGGCCGAAAAAAAGAACGGCAUAUAAAUAUGAGCAGAUUCAACACAUAGAUAACAAUUAUAGGGAAAGGCUUCAGAGACCAUCUUUCUCUAUGGUUGGUUGUGACUUAUACUGAACUUCUGUGAUACAAUCAUUCAAACUUAUGACCAUGGUGACUUGA